This is a messenger RNA of Mesocricetus auratus (golden hamster), 2725 nucleotides long. It is a transcript of the gene Sqle, whose product is annotated as squalene epoxidase. Gene Ontology annotation, cellular component: endoplasmic reticulum; membrane. The transcript has 11 exons. Lineage: Eukaryota; Metazoa; Chordata; Mammalia; Rodentia; Cricetidae. Gene Ontology annotation, molecular function: squalene monooxygenase activity; flavin adenine dinucleotide binding. Gene Ontology annotation, biological process: cholesterol metabolic process; sterol biosynthetic process. Bases 739 to 2460 code for a protein of 573 amino acids. The record is from RefSeq and is a predicted model, not a curated record.
CCGCCCGGGUGGCUGGAGCUCGUGGGGCCGGGCGAGCGGGCGAGCGGGGCGCGCGGCGGUUACUCUGGUUACGGGCCCGCCUGCGAGGGAUGCUCUGACGGACGGACGGACGCACGCACGCCCUCCGGAGACGGCCUCUCACCCCCGAGGAAGGCGGGCGGCGGCCGGGCAGGCUCCGGGCCGUGAGUGCGGGGCUUGCGGAGGAGAAGUCUCCGGGGAGAGCGGCGCCGCCCCCGCUCCAGCCGCGCUCCGGGACUCCCGGGCCAUCUUUUGUUGGAGAAGGCGGCCGGCCGGGCAGUGUCGCUUAGGGGCAGCGCUCCCGGCACCCCGGUCCCUCCUGCCGAGCCCCUGCUGCUGCUGACAAAAGACCGUUUGCAGCCCGGCGAGCGGACCUCGACGUCCCCCAGCUCGGGAGAGAGAGGGACAGAGAGACCCGAGUGUCACUUGGCUGGGCGGAGAGCUGCGAGCAGGCUUCGGACGCUGCGUCUUAACUCCCGGACAACUUCAGAUCACGGUUGUGUGUUCAGAAAUCGAUCUCAUCUGACGCGUGAUCCUGAAACUAUCGACAGGAAGGAGCUGGACCGCUGUCCCCGAGCCCCCUUUGAGAAGCGCAUUGUGGGGAGAGCGUUUUAAUCACCAAGGAAAACAAGACCACCCUCUCCCCCCCAAAAAAAAACCCAAACAAACCAAAACAACCCCGAAUCCUCAGCCUUGGCCACCAGAGAAGCCUUUUGAGCCAUGUGGACUUUCCUUGGCAUCGCCACCUUCACCUAUUUUUACAAGAAAUGCGGGGACGUCACCCUGGCCAACAAGGAACUGCUGCUGUGCGUGCUGGUGUUCCUGUCGCUGGGCCUGGUGCUCUCCUACCGCUGUCGCCAUCGGAACGCGGGCCUCCUCGGGCGCCAGCAGAGCGGCUCCCAGCUCGCCGCCUUCUCGGGCUUUCUCUCCGCUUUGCCUCUGAUUGGCUUCUUCUGGGCCAAGUCCCCCCCUGAGUCCGAAAAGAAAGAGGAGCCCGAGUCCAGUAAGUGCCGAAAAGAAACCAAUAAUUCAGAAACAACAUUGACAGGAGCAGCUACCUCAGUGGCAGCACCUUCUCUGAAUGAUCCGGAAGUUAUCAUCGUGGGGUCUGGUGUCCUUGGCUCAGCUUUGGCGACGGUUCUUUCCAGAGAUGGACGAAAGGUGACGGUAAUCGAGAGAGAUUUAAAAGAGCCUGACAGGAUCGUUGGCGAGCUUCUGCAGCCAGGCGGCUACCGUGUCCUUAAAGAGCUGGGCCUCGGAGAUACAGUGGAGGGUUUUAAUGCCCAUAUGAUACACGGCUACAUAGUCCAUGAUUACGAGAGCAGAUCUGAAGUGCAGAUUCCCUACCCGGUUUCGGAAAACAACCAAGUCCAGAACGGAGUUGCUUUCCACCAUGGCAAGUUCAUCAUGAGUCUCCGCAAAGCAGCUAUGGCAGAGCCCAAUGUGAAGUUUAUAGAGGGCGUCGUCCUUCAGUUACUAGAGGAAGACGACGCGGUGACAGGGGUACAGUACAAGGACAAGGAGACUGGAGACACCAAGGAGCUCCACGCCCCGCUGACUGUUGUUGCAGAUGGGCUUUUCUCCAAGUUCAGGAAGAACCUCAUCUGCAGUAAAGUCUCUGUUUCAUCUCACUUCGUGGGUUUCCUUAUGAAGAAUGCGCCACAGUUUAAAGCCAAUUUUGCUGAACUUGUUCUGCUCAACCCAAGUCCAGUUCUAAUCUACCAGAUCUCAGCCAGCGAGACCCGGGUGCUUGUUGACAUCCGCGGGGAGAUGCCGAGGAACUUAAGAGAGUACUUGGCUGAGCAGAUUUACCCCCAAAUACCUGACCACUUGAAGGAGCCAUUCCUGGAGGCCUCUCAGAACGCUCGUCUGCGGACCAUGCCAGCAAGCUUCCUCCCUCCUUCCCCAGUGAACAAACGAGGCGUUCUCCUUCUGGGUGAUGCAUAUAACCUGAGGCACCCUCUCACUGGUGGAGGGAUGACAGUCGCCUUAAAGGAUGUGAAACUAUGGAGGAAACUGCUGAAAGGCAUUCCGGACCUUUGUGACGAUGCUGCUGUUUUCCAGGCCAAGAAGUCAUUCUAUUGGUCGAGAAAAAGGACUCACUCCUUUGUGGUGAAUGUGCUGGCCCAGGCUCUGUAUGAAUUAUUUUCUGCUACAGACGAUUCCUUGCAUCAGCUCCGAAAAGCUUGCUUUCUUUAUUUUAAACUUGGUGGAGAAUGUGUGACGGGUCCUGUUGGGCUGCUUUCUGUACUGUCUCCUCACCCGCUAGUGCUGAUCCGACACUUCUUUGCCGUCGCCGUCUAUGCCACGUAUUUCUGCUUUAAAUCAGAGCCUUGGGCGACAAAGCCCCGAGCCAUUUUCAGCAGUGGUGCUGUGUUGUACAAAGCGUGUGCUGUAAUAUUUCCUCUCAUCUAUUCAGAAAUGAAGUAUCUGGUUCACUGACGCGGAACCGCUUGCAAGUCAAGCCCAUAAAGAGGAUGUACAUAGCCCAGAAGUGUGGGACUUGUCCGGAGGAGACUCGAGGACCAAGCUGUGUAUAAGCGUGUAAAUAAUGCCUUACUUGACAAUGAGAAUGAAGGGUCACAUGAGCUAGUGUUUAAAGGAUGAUUCUUUCCACAGAUCAGGGCUAGCACCGGAGUCUUCUUUUGACUUCAGUGUCUGGGGUGAUUCACUGGGACAUGCAAAUAAAGUGAAGAGUGAACUCUUU